CAUGUACAUGAGAAUACCAUCCAGCUUUCCGAUGGAAAUAACGUUUUCCUCAUCAGCUUCCUCCACCUCAUGUUUCCUUACGCCUAACUGCCCAACGAGUGUAGUUUCGCCACAGCGCAGAUCAAGAAGAAGCCUGCCAAUAAUCCCGUCCGUCAUGAUCGUGUCAAAGCUCAAUGAGUUAACACAAGUUUAUCCACGGCGAUCAGCUCAGUACCAUCCUAGCGUUUGGGACCUCAAACUCAUUGAAUCCUUAAGCACUCCCUAUACUUAUGAAUUGUAUGCCACCCGAUUGGAGGAGUUGAAACGAAAUGCUAAAUUCUUGCUGACUUCCAAUAAAGACCCUUGUGUCCUUUCCAAGCUUGCUUCCACGAUGCAGCGGUUAGGAGUUGCUUACCAUUUUGAAAAGGAGAUUGAAGAGGCUGUCGGUCUUUUGUCUCCAGAUGUCACUAGCAAUCUUCACACGACUGCUUUGCAGUUUCGAGUUUUGAGACAACAUGGUUUUUCGAUUACCUCAGAUGUGUUCGACAAAUUCAGAAGCGGCGAUGGGAGAUUCAUGGACAGCUUAAGCAGUGACAUGGAGGGACUUUUGAGUUUGUAUGAAGCCUCUCAUCUUGGAAUGCAUGGAGAAAGUAUUUUGGAAGAAGCCAAGGAUUUUAGCACCAAAAACCUGAAAUCAUUGAUGGCAAAAUUGAACAGUAAUUCAGCUGAGCAAGUGAGACAGUCGCUGGAAAUCCCCCUAUAUUGGAGGAUGCCAAGAGUAGAAGCUCGAAACUUCAUUGAUGUCUAUCAAAAGGAUAUUGCAAAGAAUUCGACUUUGCUUGAGCUGGCUAAGUUGGAUUACAAUCUAGUGCAACACGUGUAUCAACAAGAACUUAAAGAGUUAGCAAGGUGGUGGAGAGACUUGGGUUUUAAAGAUAAGCUACCUUUUUCAAGGGACAGGCUGAUGGAGAAUUAUUUGUGGGCAAUGGGGAUGAUUUUUGGGCCCAUGCAGUUUUCCAAGUGCAGGAUAGGCCUCACCAAAUUUGUAUGCAUAUUAUCAGCUAUUGAUGACAUGUAUGAUAUAUAUGGAUCGCUGGAUGAGCUUCAAUGCUUCACUGAUUCCGUGGAUCGAUGGGAGAUGGAGGCAAUGGAGAACCUCCCAAAGUACAUGAAGAUUUGCUAUGUUGCCAUGCUUAACUUUGCUAAUGAAGUGGUCUUUGAUGUUCUCAAAGAUCAUGGCUUGAAUACUUUCCCCUACAUUAAGGAAGCGUGGGCAAAUCUUUGUAGAUCAUAUUUGGUAGAAAGACAAUGGUUUUCUAGUGGAUACACUCCAACUGUGGACGAGUACCUAGAAAAUGCAUGGACUUCUGUGGGCGGUCCCGCAGCCAUUGUCCAUGCCUAUCUUCUACUUGGGUGCACAAUAUCAAAAGAUGCACUUGAUUGCUUCAAGCAUGGCUCUGAGCUUAUAUAUUGGGCAUCCCUCAUAACUCGACUAAGUGAUGAUUUGGGGACUUCAGAGGCCGAAAGCAAGAGAGGUGAUGUGGCGAAAUCGAUCGAGUGCUACAUGGUACAAGAAAGUGUAUCCGAAGAAGAAGCUCAAGAUCAUAUAAAGAGAUUAAUAAGCUAUUCAUGGAAAAAGCUGAAUGAGGAGAGAGCCAAAAGUUCUCUACCAAAGUCCAUUGUCAAGAUGUCAUUAAACAUGGCGCGCACUGCUCAAUUUCUCUUCCAAAAUGGAGAUGGUAUUGGGACAUCGACUGGUGUAACUAAAGAUAAUUUGACCUCGUUAGUUGUCAAACCUAUCCCCUACUGAACUUUGUGUGAGAGACCAUAUGAUAAGGCAGAUCCACCAUGCAUAUGUGAGUAAAGUUCUAAAUUAUUGUGGUUCAUAAAUGGUUAGUACAAAAAUAUAAAAUGGAAAAAUAAAUGCUUUUAAA
This is a messenger RNA of Alnus glutinosa, 1913 nucleotides long. RefSeq names its product probable terpene synthase 9. The record is from RefSeq and is a predicted model, not a curated record. NCBI's taxonomy places the organism in Eukaryota, Viridiplantae, Streptophyta, Magnoliopsida, Fagales, Betulaceae. Gene Ontology annotation, molecular function: terpene synthase activity; magnesium ion binding. Gene Ontology annotation, biological process: diterpenoid biosynthetic process.